Messenger RNA from Penicillium egyptiacum, 1146 nucleotides. Lineage: Eukaryota; Fungi; Ascomycota; Eurotiomycetes; Eurotiales; Aspergillaceae. The record is from the annotation of a GenBank genome assembly.
AUGGCUGAGGCGACUCUUCACAACGUGCCAAUUGUCAUCGACAAUGGCAGUGGCACGAUCCGAGCAGGCUUCGCCGGAGAGGAGAUUCCAUCAUGUUAUUUCCCGUCGUUUGUCGGUCGUCCCAAGCACCCGCGCGUGAUGGCCGGUGGUCUCGAAGGGGACUCGUUCAUCGGGUCCCGUGCACAAGAACUCCGCGGACUGUUGAAGAUCAGGUAUCCCCUGGAACACGGCAUUGUCACGAACUGGGAAGAUAUGGAAUCGAUUUGGCACUACGUCUACGAAAACGAGCUCAAGACCCUCCCCGAAGAACACCCCGUCCUGCUCACGGAGCCACCGCUGAACCCGCGCGCCAACCGUGAUAUCGCAGCCCAACUCAUGUUCGAGGCUUUCAACGUACCGGCCUUGUAUAUGUCGAUUCAGGCCGUGUUGUCGCUGUACGCGUCUGGGCGGACCACGGGUGUGGUCUUGGAUUCUGGUGACGGUGUUUCCCACGCAGUGCCUGUCUUUGAGGGGUUCGCUAUUCCGAAUAGUAUUCGGAGAAUUGAUGUUGCUGGUCGCGAUGUUACGGAACAGAUGCAGUUGUUGCUGCGGAAGGCUGGGCAUGUGCUGCACACUAGCGCCGAGAAGGAGGUGGUGCGGAUGAUUAAGGAGAAGGUCUGCUACGUGUCGCUGGAUCCGAAGCGGGAAGAGAAGGAGUGGAUGAACAGCUACCACAAGUCUGAUGCUAAAGCGAUGGACUACGCUCUUCCAGACGGUCAUAAGAUCAAGAUCGGCCAAGAACGUUACCGUGCGCCUGAAAUCCUCUUUGAUCCCGAGCUCAUCGGCCUCGAGUAUCCCGGUGUGCACCAGAUCGUGCAAGACGCCAUCACUCGCACAGAUCUCGACCUGCGAAAAUCGCUAUACCUCAAUAUUGUGCUUUCUGGAGGUUCAACACUGUGCAAGAACUUCCCUGAUCGGUUGAUGCGCGAGAUCAAAAAGCUAGCAGUCGAGGACAUGAAGAUCCGCAUUUCUGCGCCUGCUGAGCGCAAGUACACCACGUGGAUUGGUGGUAGCAUUCUUGCCGGGCUGAGCACGUUUAGAAAGAUGUGGGUAAGCGCAGACGAAUGGCACGAGGAUCCCGAGGUGAUCCACAAGCGAUUCGCAUGA